Molecule: messenger RNA, 1192 nt
Organism: Erpetoichthys calabaricus (reedfish)
Lineage: Eukaryota; Metazoa; Chordata; Cladistia; Polypteriformes; Polypteridae
Product: protein mono-ADP-ribosyltransferase PARP11-like
Exons: 7
Coding region: 1-951 (316 amino acids)
Molecular function (GO): NAD+ poly-ADP-ribosyltransferase activity
Source: RefSeq, a predicted model, not a curated record
AUGUCCAUCAGAAUGGAAAUACAUGAUGAUGAUUCACAGGUGGAAGACAUGGAUACCUCUGACGUACCAUGGUGUUGGUUCUACCUGGCUGAGUGUGGAGCAUGGCACAUGUUUGAUACUGAAUCAAAGUAUUAUUUAGUGACCAGUAACAACAUUGAGGAGCAUUACAUGAAUACUGAUGGUGGUACCAUGAUGUUUUCCACCAACAAAUAUAUUUAUUCUUUGAACUUUUCAGAAAUGAAACUAACAAACCAAACAACUGGAAGACAGUGGCCAGUAAAGCGAGCUCCUUAUCGUUUAACAACAUUUACAUAUAUCUGUGAUCAUCUAGAAAUAUCUGUUCCAUCUCAUUGGGAAAAUGUCAAAGAUGAAUCUUAUCAGGUUAUUCCUCUGGGCACAUGCACAAAUGAAUUUAAAGAAGUCAGUAAACUUUUCACAAAAACUUUGAAUGUAAACAUUAAAGAAAUAAAAAGAAUUCAAAAUAUUCACUUGUGGGAAUUUUUUUGUAGGAAAAAAAUACAAUUGAGUAAGAUUAAGCAAGGCAAACAUAUUCAAGAAAUGAAAUUAUUUCAUGGAACUAAUAAUGAAAAUGUACAUGCCAUAUGCUUAGAUAACUUUGACCCACGGCUACAUGGUAUUCAUAAAGGCUCUGUACACGGAAAAGGAACCUACUUUGCAAGAGAUGCAUCCCGUGCAAAGAAAUACUGCCAAAUAAGUGGACUGCAUGUAGUGUCAUCACCUGCAGGCAGCAGUCAGAAUAGAAUUAUCUUUCUGGCUCGAGUACUUGUUGGAGAGUUCAUUAAAGGCAACUCACAAUAUGUCAGGCCUCCUUCAAAAAACAGCUCCUCAACAAACUUUUAUGAUAGCUGUGUGGACAAUGAAAGUAACCCUGAAAUAUAUGUUAUCUUUGAUAGGAACCAAAUAUACCCAGAAUAUAUAAUUGAGUUUUAAUUAUUUUGACACUUAUUUAUGUAGCACAUUUUCACACAUGAAAGUAGCUAAAAGUGAUACACAAUAUUAAUAGCUGAACAGAUACAGAAUUUAAUUGGCAAUUUUAUCUACUCUUCUCAUCACUUUCUUUCUAGUCUUUAUUAUAUUUAUAUGUUUUUGGCACUAGUGAUAUAAUGACUUUAGAUUAUGGGACUGUAAUACUUAUGUCAAAUGAAAGACUUGUGAUAUUUCAUAAUAUUAA